Messenger RNA from Scleropages formosus (Asian bonytongue), 2268 nucleotides. Its product is annotated as carbohydrate sulfotransferase 2-like. The transcript has a single exon. Gene Ontology annotation, cellular component: Golgi membrane. Gene Ontology annotation, biological process: N-acetylglucosamine metabolic process; sulfur compound metabolic process; carbohydrate metabolic process. Gene Ontology annotation, molecular function: N-acetylglucosamine 6-O-sulfotransferase activity. The record is from RefSeq and is a predicted model, not a curated record. Lineage: Eukaryota; Metazoa; Chordata; Actinopteri; Osteoglossiformes; Osteoglossidae. Bases 92 to 1468 code for a protein of 458 amino acids.
CGCGCUCUCUGUGGACGUAGCCCCCCGACUCGAGCCGAGCGGGCGGGAUUGGGGUCGAAUCCCGGCGUGCCAGCCUGGCCUUGGCGCCCCCAUGAAAAGCAAGCAGCUCGCGCUCACUCUGCCCUGGGACAAGGAUGCCAGGAAGUUCAAAACGUACAGGAGCCACACCAAGAUAAUGGCCCAGCCCGGCAUCGUGAUGAAGGUGCUGCGCAGGAAGAGGAUGGUCCUGUUCGCCGCCUACGUGCUGCUGCUGGUGCUGACCAUGCUCAACCUGGCCAACUACAGGUGGGCCAAGGAGCCGCAGCAGUGCAACCACCAGAUGCGCAGCGCCGUGUACCAGAGCCGGUCCGACAUCCGCUUCCUGUACAAAGCGCCCGUGGCCAAGAAGAGGCAGCUGGUCUACGUCCUCACCACGUGGAGGUCCGGCUCCUCUUUCUUCGGGGAGCUCUUCAACCAGAACCCGGACGUGUUCUUCCUCUACGAGCCCAUGUGGCACAUCUGGCAGAAGCUGUACCCCGGGGACGCCGUCUCCCUCCAGGGGGCGGCCCGGGACAUGCUGAGCUCGCUGUACCGCUGCGACUUCUCCGUGUUCCAGCUGUACAACAGCCCCGGGGGCAAGAACUUCACCUCGUUGGGGCUCUUCGGGGCCACGCUGAACAAGGUGAUCUGCUCGUAUCCCCUGUGCUCCGCCUACAGGAAGGACGUGGUGGGAAUGGUGGACGACAAGGUGUGCAAAAAGUGUCCCCCGCAGAGCCUGCGGCUGCUCGAGGACGAGUGCCUCAAGUAUGGCACGGUGGUCAUCAAAGGCGUGCGCAUCCUGGACGUCAACGUCUUGGCUCCUCUGAUGGAGGACCCUUCGCUGGACCUGAAGGUGAUCCACCUUGUGAGAGACCCCCGGGCUGUCGCCAAUUCCAGGAUAAAGUCCCGACACGGCUUGAUACGGGAGAAUCUGCAGGUGGUGAGAAGCCGGGACCCCAAGCUGCGGCGCAUACCCUUUGUAGACCCCAACCAUAAGGCGAAUAAAAAGGACAGUUCGGACUACCACUCUAUCGGGGCCAUGGAGGUGAUCUGCGACAGGACCUCCAAGACCCUGAGGACGGCCCUCAACCCACCCAGCUGGCUCAAGGGAAAGUACUUGGCGGUGCGGUACGAAGACCUGGUGGAGAACCCCAUCAGGACUUUGCGGCACGUUUACAAGUUCGUCAACCUGACCGCGAACCACGACAUCGAAUCUUUCGCCUUGAACAUGACCAGCGGGACGGGGUCCUCGUCGAAGCCCUUCAUCGUUUCGUCCAGGAACGCCACGCAGGCCGCCAGCGCAUGGAGGACCGUACUGAGCAUCCAACAGAUCAAGCAGGUGGAGGACUACUGCCACCAUGCCAUGUCUCUACUCGGCUACGAACGGGUCCGAACCCCAGCGGAGGCCAAAGACCUCAGCAAGUCCCUGCUGUCGGCCCCCAAACUCUGACCACGUGUUUCCAUUCUGCAUCAAUUACAGUUAAUUUGUCCCAUUUUCAGCAUUAAAACAUUAUUUAAGUCAGUGCUUUGGGAAAUAAAAUUCCAGUGUCAUGUUGGAAUGUAUGAGAUAUUAUUUUAAUUUCUUUUAAAACGCGACGGUGGCGCUCAGCAGGACCGCUGGCUGUAUUGCACAGCGCAGUGCCUAUAAACAAUAACUUGAAUAACAAAAGGUGAAAAAAUUUAGAUGUCUUGUGUAGUUUACAUAAUUUAGAGGUGUAGUGUUACUGUUGGGUUCUGUUGACGAGUCACCCGAGUUACGAUUCGGUGUCGGAUAGACAGUACCGGCAGUACCAGUACCAGUAGACGGUGCCAGAAUGGACAGUACCAUUGUGUGAAAGUCAGGAGGAGGAAGUUGCGUGGGUUUGUAUUAGAGGAAAACUGUGACUGUGGAAGUGAGACAGUGGGGAAGCACCUUCUGAUGAGGAAGCCUUUUGCUGUUUGUUAAUACUGGAGAAAUUCUCUGAGAGACAAUCAAUUAAACUCGUUUGCAUCGAUUACGCUGUGUGGUGACUGCGCUCAGUGCAAUAUUUGCCCCAGGGGUGGCUGCUUCUGCAGCCAGAGGCUUCACACUGAAAUCGGUAUGUUCUCCCUUUCAUCUGAGGCCAUUCUUUUAUUUUUCUCUAGGUUGUUAUAUGGAGUAAAAAUGCGUUUUUUUCCCCCCCAGUGAAGAGUGUGUCUCAAAGCGCAGGUCAUGAAAUGAGUAUCGCAGAUAUUUUUAUAGAUCAAAUGGCUUUUGUCAUAAAAUUUAAG